CUUCGACACAUGUGCGCAUUACCGAAUUCAAUUUUUAGCGGACCGUGCUGCUCUAAAGUUAAACAUAAAACAACCCUAAAAUGGCAUUUUCCGUCGCAAGAAUUUUCUCAAGUGUGGCCGGUAGAAUGGUGACAAAAUGUAGACAUACCACACAAGCUACAGUAGCCUCAAAAUGUCUACUUUCUAUUCAGAAGGAGGGUCAAAUGAGUCGUACUUUUACGAGAUCGUUUUGGUAUCUUUGCAAUCACUCCAGCCGGAACAGCGGCUCGUCAGCCGGGGGAGAUAUCAGCCACGUCCUGGCCAAGGCAACAAGGUUGAGAGAACCGGGCAAACUGUGUAGCUGUGGUUGUACUGGCAUGCAUACAAAGGGUGAUGAGGAGUUGGCAGAUUAUUUAGAAAACGAGAUAAAGUUGGAACGAGACAGCCGGCAGUUUCCAACCGUUCCAAAAAUCCCAGACUUUACACUGACGCAAGAAAAUGCUGUGGCAACCCUGACAAAAGUCAGUAAUGGAGAAACGGUGAAAGUUACCUUUAAUUUGAAUCAUUCUGUUGAAGAAGAGCCCCAGGGUGAAGAGGCAGAGCAAGAAGGUGCUGCAGCAUCUCGGCUCCGCUCAUAUCCAGAAUUUAAUGUAGAGAUCACUAAGGAUACACAGAGCUCCUUGUCCAUUAGUUGUCGUUUUGAUGUGAGUGAGGAAUUGGACGAGGAGGCAGCGGAACCAGGGAGCGAGGACCUCUUCAUCAUCGAUGAGGUCAGCAUACACGACGGCAAGAUGGACGAGGGAAUAUUCAGUGUUGGCUCAGAGGUCAUGGAUGGUAAUCUUUAUAACUUCCUGUUGAACUCUUUGGAGGAACGAGGCAUCAAUGAUGAGUUUGUAGAGAAACUCUCGGAUCUCGCCAGCGCCCUGGAACACAAGCUCUACAUCGACUUCCUUCAGAAGCUUCAAGGGAUCGCCAAAUUCUAAAGGCAAGCAGACUCGCCUGUGAAUCCUUGUUUGUUUUUAUUAUCAUCAUUGAACAGUUUUCAAGCCAAAGAAACAGUUCAUGUCUGAAAAGCUUGUGCACUGUUUUAUUGUACAUUUUAAGCAUUAACAAGAAUGUAUUGGUAGGCACCAGCGGCCAUUUUGCUGGUGGGUCGCUGACUGUUUUGUUUCGGUACUGA
Messenger RNA from Asterias rubens (European starfish), 1159 nucleotides. Its product is annotated as complement component 1 Q subcomponent-binding protein, mitochondrial-like. NCBI's taxonomy places the organism in Eukaryota, Metazoa, Echinodermata, Asteroidea, Forcipulatida, Asteriidae. Gene Ontology annotation, biological process: cytosolic ribosome assembly. Gene Ontology annotation, cellular component: mitochondrial matrix. The record is from RefSeq and is a predicted model, not a curated record. The transcript is spliced from 5 exons. The coding region runs from base 81 to 962 and encodes 293 amino acids.